AUGGCACUCUUUGGCAACAAGAAGAACAAGAAGGGCCCCAUUCAGGUUGAGAAGAUGAACGGACGCUACUGCUGGGUCCGCCACCACAACAACAACAAGAAGAAGGGCGACAAGAACAAGAAGACUGGCGACAGCCGCCCUGCUGAGAAGGAGGCUCACGGCCACAUCUACUAUGACAAGAAGUACGAGGCGCGCGUUGAUGAUGACUUGUACGAGACUGACUCCAAGGAGUAA
Molecule: messenger RNA, 234 nt
Organism: Lasiodiplodia theobromae
Lineage: Eukaryota; Fungi; Ascomycota; Dothideomycetes; Botryosphaeriales; Botryosphaeriaceae
Exons: 1
Coding region: 1-234 (77 amino acids)
Source: RefSeq, a predicted model, not a curated record